ACCUCCCUUUUCUCUCUUCUAUCCACUCUCUCCCUCUUUCUCUAUAAAUCACUCCGGUUGUAUACUCGUCUAGUGUGUCAGAAACCGGCCAACAACACUGAAUAACACAUUUUCGCCGGAAACUGUACGGACACGAGUGAGUAACUUCGGAGUUGUGAACCUACCAAACCUCAGUUCAACUAAUCUCAUCUAAUGUCUCACUUUCACAGUUUGAUCGACGACGAAUUGGUGAUUUCGGAGAUCAUCUCCGAUCGCUCGAUGAAGUCCGAUCAGUGUUUCAGCCAUGUCUUGUCGGAUUUUGGCGAUUUCCGACCAACCGGAACUGAAUUCGUCGGAGAUAGGACGAGUCAUGCUCUUUCGGAGAUUGCAACUAGUUCCACUGACAUUGAUCACUCCAAUUCUUUGAAUUCCGGCUAUCCGGCGGCAGCGUCCAAAGCGACGGCCAUGGAGGUGGAAGCAAAGCGACGACACUCCACUAUGACAGAGAGACUGACCAGUAAAGAUAGCUUCAAGAAGAGAAAAGCAGAGUUUGUUUUAGGAGAGGACUGUAAAGAAGAAAUGGUUGAAGAAGAAGCAAUGGAGGAUGGUGAAUCUGAGGUCACGGCUAAAAGUAACCGGGAAAAUUCGGCUUCCGGGAACUCUUCCAAGGAGAACUCAAAGGUUUCUGAGGCUCCGAAGCAUGAUUUCAUUCAUGUCCGGGCACGUCGUGGCCAGGCCACAGAUAGCCACAGCUUAGCAGAAAGAGCCAGGAGGGAGAAAAUCAGCAAGAAGAUGAAAUGCCUGCAAGAUUUAGUACCAGGGUGCAAUAAAGUUUCCGGCAAAGCUGGAAUGCUCGACGAAAUCAUCAACUAUGUUCAGUGUCUUCAAAGACAAGUUGAGUUCCUAUCCAUGAAACUUGCUACUUUCAAUCCAAGUGUUGAUUCCAACAUGGAUAAUUUGUUCACUGAACAGAUUCCUGCUUACGCGGCCAGUUUUCCGACAACCUCUGCUGCACCUGAAUUGGCUGCUCAUCUAGCCUACAUCCAGUUUGAUCAAGCUCAACACGGAAAUACUAGUUGUGGGAUUGAUAUGCCCAUAAAUACAAAUUCGAACUCUCAAAUGACACCUCAAGGAACAGAACCAUGUCCCGACUCCUCUUGUUUCCCUCAAGUUCAACCCCUGCCAAAUUGGGGAGCUGAUUUGCAAAGCCUCUACAGUGUGGAGUUCUAUUAAGGGAAGCCCACUUCUUAUUGAUCUUCAAUAUUUACAGGAUGCUUACAAUCUCAAGAUGGAGAGCAUAAUUUUGGGCAUUAAUCAUCAGCUGUUUCAUAGAAUUGUCACAUAAGAACUUUUUCCACGAAUCAUGGGCUAUGAUUCUGUUUUCUUUUUAGUUAGCACAUAAUUAAUUUAUCUCCAUGUAUGGUCACAAUGUUGUAACACUAUGAUAUGUAAAUAUAUAUAUAUAUAUAAUUACAAGUCUCUUUCUUUCCA
Molecule: messenger RNA, 1470 nt
Organism: Cornus florida
Lineage: Eukaryota; Viridiplantae; Streptophyta; Magnoliopsida; Cornales; Cornaceae
Product: transcription factor bHLH63-like
Exons: 7
Coding region: 193-1212 (339 amino acids)
Biological process (GO): regulation of DNA-templated transcription
Cellular component (GO): nucleus
Molecular function (GO): protein dimerization activity; DNA-binding transcription factor activity
Source: RefSeq, a predicted model, not a curated record